Messenger RNA from Sorghum bicolor (sorghum), 2501 nucleotides. Its product is annotated as exocyst complex component EXO70B1. Gene Ontology annotation, biological process: exocytosis. Gene Ontology annotation, molecular function: phosphatidylinositol-4,5-bisphosphate binding. The coding region runs from base 169 to 2172 and encodes 667 amino acids. The record is from RefSeq and is a predicted model, not a curated record. Gene Ontology annotation, cellular component: exocyst. Lineage: Eukaryota; Viridiplantae; Streptophyta; Magnoliopsida; Poales; Poaceae. The transcript has a single exon.
UCCCGAGCGAGAAGUCCUCCCCCCCUCGCCUCGCCUCGUCUACUCCCCUCACAACCACCUCCAGAAGCCGCGUGGAGCCCUCAUCCAGAUCGGAGCCAGCCUGCGCCGGGUGAUGCCGUUCCGGCCGCGGGAGUAGCCGUCUCGCCCCCGCCCCCCGACCCAGGAGCCAUGGCGGAGGAUGGCGAGGAGAAGCUGCUCGCGACGGUGCAGCACAUCGUGCAGACGCUGGGGAGCAGCGACACCAUGACGGAGGACAUCCUCAAGGUCUUCUCCAACUACGACGGCCGCCUCUCGCUCGACAAGCUCUACGCCGCGCGCACCGCCGCGGCGGCGGCCGCUGCGUCCGGUGGUGGCGGCGGCGGCGGCGGAGGAGGAGGAGGAGGGGGAGGAAUUGUAGGGGAGCGCUCGAUGCCGACGUCGCCGCCGCUGCCCCCGCCGCCCGUGGCGGCGGCGGCGGUGUCGGCCGCGGGGCCGAGGCCGCCGAUCACGUCCAUGGAGCGGACCGUGCGCGCGCUCGACCGCCAGAUCUCGCAGUUCGUGGCCAUGGACCGGCUGAUUUGGGCGGACUCCGCCGACGCGGACGCGUUCCUGGAGGCGGUCGACGAUCUCAUCGGCACCGUGCAGGAGCUGGACGCCGCGGGGACCAACCGCGUCCUGCUCGACCGCGCCGACGAGCUGCUCAGCCGGUGCAUGGCGCGGCUGGAGGACGAGUUCAGGGCGCUCAUAGAGCGCCCCGACGACGCCGCCCCCGUGGUGCCUGGCGGGUUCGGAUCGGACGGGAGCGACGACGACGACGACGACUUCGGAGGCGGGGACGGCUACGGCGACGAGCCUAUCCCGAUCGCCAAGCCGGUGACGGACUAUGACGUCGUGAUCGAUGCUCUCUCCCCGGGGUCCAUCGCCAACGUGCACCAGAUCGCCAGGAGGAUGGUGGACGCCGGCUUUGGCCGCGAGUGCGCUGAGGCCUACGCCGCGGCGCGCCGCAGCUUUGUCGACGAGAGCGUUGCGCGCCUUGGCGUCCGCUCCCGCACCGCCGAGGAGGUUCAUGCCUCACCCUGGGAGGAGCUUGAGUUCGACAUCGCCCGCUGGAUCCCGGCCUUCAACAUGGUGUUCCGCAUCCUGAUUCCCAGUGAGCGCCGCCUAUGCGACCGUGUUUUCGACGGCCUCGCCCCCUUCGGCGAUCUUGCCUUCAUUGCCGCCGUGCGUACCCAGGCUCUGCAGCUCAUAUCGUUCGGUGACGCUAUCUCUUCCUCAAGCCGCGCGCCGGAGCGCCUCUUCCGCGUCGUUGACAUGUACGAGGCUGUGCGUGACAUUCUCCCCGACCUUGAUCCUGUGUUCUCUGACCCAUACUCUGCUGCACUCCGUGCGGAGGUCUCCGCGAUGUGCAACACACUGGGGUCCUCUAUCAAAGGUAUAUUUAUGGAGUUGGAAAAUCUCAUCCGCCGUGACCCUGCCCGAGUUGCUGCCCAAGGUGGCGUCAUACAUCCUAUCACUCGGUAUGUUAUGAACUAUCUCCGUGCUGCGUGUGGGUCGAGGCAGACAUUGGAAGAGGUGAUGGAAGGUGACUUUGGUGCUAAUGGAGGUGCGCCUGUGGCUGUUGACCCUGACCGCCCCACAUCAUCCCUUGCUGUGCACAUCGCAUGGAUCAUGGAUGUUCUUCAAAAGAAUUUGGAUACGAAGUCUAAGAUAUACCGUGAUCCGUCUCUUGCUUCUAUCUUCUUGAUGAAUAAUGGCAAGUACAUCAUACAGAAGGUGAAUGACAGUGAGCUGGGUGUUUUACUUGGUGAUGAGUGGAUCAAGCAGAUGACAACUAGAGUUCGCCGCUGGAGCAUGGAUUAUCAGCGGACAACAUGGGGCAAGGUUACAUCUGUGCUGCAGACUGGUAGUCCAGGCAUUGGUGGACUCCCAGCCAAGGCAAUGCUGCAGAAACUGCGUAUGUUUAAUACAUACUUCGAGGAGAUCUAUGAAGCACAGUCAAAAUGGAUGAUAGCAGAUGACCAGCUAAGGGUGGACAUUAGGGCAGCCGUGGAGGAGACAGUGAUGCCAGUUUAUGCCUCGUUAAUUGCCAAGUUGAAGUCUUCUCCUGAAACCGGGCGUGAUUUGUACAUCAAAUACACUCCAGAGGAUGUUGUAGCCCAUAUCCAGCACUUGUUUGAAGGAGCAGCAAAGUGACAAAUGAUAUGCAGCCUUGUAGCCUGUUAUACUGCAGGUUCUGCCCUUCUGAACUUGUGAAGAUGCUAUCAUGGAUUCUCCAUUCGUGGUUAAUGUCUUGUACUCACAUAUGGUGAUGCUGUUGUCUCGAAUUACAACUGUGCAUCACUGUUUUUGUCCUCCAUGAGAAAGUUAUUCAGUUUGGCAAAUGUUGUAUAUGUGUGUAGGUGUGUCUGUAUCAAUGAGUAGCAUGAUUAUUUUGUAACAAUAUUAGGGUUCUAUUUCUGUUUCGAGCACUACUUUAAUUUAACCCCAUUAAGUAUUAUGUGUGGAUUUCAAUAUUUGAUUCA